UGUAUUUGUGCUUGAGUGCCAAUCUAGACGUGCGAGAGGAGGGAGAGAGGUUUGAGAUAGGGCAAAGCGGCUGGAGCCUCGGAAAAGAAGGGACCUUUUUAAUCGUCUUCUCAUCCUCUCUCCUUCAGAUAGACACGUGCAUCUCCUCUCUUCAGGAUAAACACUUCUGAGAUGUCUUUCUUAUUGGCAGCUCUUGACAAACUGGCUUAUUUGUUGUCUCUGGUGGCGUUUUGUGUCAGUUUGUCUUAUAGCUGGCUGAAAUGAGAGUUAAUUCAUCUGGUCUGGUCUGGGUUUGGGAUUCUGGAUUUUGGGCUGAUUGCAUGUGGAUUGUGACAGCUUUUUAGUUUGGGAUGCGUGAUUGAUAUGCCCCAGCUCCAAGUGCUUUGGAAACUAAUCACUCAGAGUGUUACUGGUGAAAAAACAGACCCUGUGAGAGUAAGAGGAUGCAACGAAACGGUGUGCUGAGGAUAUGCACUGUUCUGCUGUUGGCACUGUGCACUUUUGCAAGUGAAGUCUUUGACUGGACCAAGAAUGAAAUGGGAUCGUUUCAAUAUGGCACAUUUCCUUCAGGAUUUUCUUGGGGCGCUGGCAGCUCAGCAUAUCAGACAGAAGGAGCAUGGGACAAAGAUGGAAAAGGGAAAAGCAUUUGGGAUAUUUUUUCUCACAAGAGAGGGAAAAUUGAUCGGAAUGACACCGGCGACUAUUCCUGCAAUGGCUAUUAUAAGAUCAAGGAUGAUAUCUCACUGAUGAAAGACAUGAAGCUGAACCACUACCUCUUCUCCAUUUCCUGGCCAAGGAUUCUGCCCAGUGGCAUUAGGACUGACUACAUCAACGAAAAAGGGAUAGAACACUAUGAUAACAUGAUUAAUAUGCUUCUGGAGAACAGGAUCACACCAAUUGUGACGCUCUACCACUGGGACUUACCUCAGGUUCUAGAGGAGAAAUAUGGAGGUUGGCAAAACGCAAGUAUGAUCAGCUUCUUCAAUGAUUUUGCAAACCUUUGCUUUGAGAGAUUUGGCAGUCGAGUCAAACACUGGAUCACAUUCAACAACCCUUGGUCUGUUGCAGUAGAGGGUUACGAGACUGGAGAACAUGCUCCUGGUCUGAAGAUGAGGGGCAAUGGUGCCUAUAACGCUGCCCACAACAUCAUCAAGGCUCAUGCUAAAGUCUGGCACACAUAUGACACCCAAUGGCGAAACAAGCAGAAAGGUAUGGUGGGCAUCUCCCUGUCAGCUGACUGGGGAGAACCAGUGGAUGUCACUAACCAGAGAGAUAUAGAAGCUGCCGAAAGAUACGUUCAGUUCCACCUGGGCUGGUUUGCCACGCCACUCUUUACCGGAGACUAUCCUCAAAUAAUGAAAGACUACAUAGGAAGGAAAAGUGCCCAGCAGGGCUUAAGCAGUUCUCGUCUGCCUGCUUUUAAUCCUCAUGAAAAGAGUUACAUCAGAGGCACGUGCGACUUCCUGGGCAUCAGUCACUUCACCACACGCUACAUCACACAGAAGAACUUUCUCCCCAGCCGAGGAAACAGCUACUUCACCGACCGAGAUCUGGCGGAGCUGGUCGACCCCAACUGGCCUGAUCCUGGAUCAGAGUGGCUCUACUCAGUGCCAUGGGGUUUCAACCGUCUGCUGAGCUUCGUAAAGACGCAGUAUGGAGACCCCAUUAUAUAUGUGACAGGAAAUGGUGUAUCAGAGAAGAUGAUGUGCACAGAUUUGUGUGAUGAGUGGAGAAUCCAGUACUUCAGGGAUUACAUCAAUGAAAUGCUCAAAGCGGUUAAAGAUGGAGUGAAUGUGAAAGGCUACACAGCUUGGUCACUACUCGACAAGUUUGAGUGGGAUGAGGGCUUCUCUGAAAGAUUCGGCCUUUAUUAUGUGGACUUUGGGAGCAAAAAUAAGCCACGCUACCCAAAGGCAUCAGUUCAGUUCUAUAAGCGCAUCAUCAGCUCCAAUGGUUUCCCCAAUCAGAGAGAGAUUGAAAGCUGGAAAAGAAAGUCACUGGAAACAUGCACCUCAAGUAACCAGCUCCUUGCGGCAGCUAGAAGAAAGUCCAAGGAACAUGCAGAUAUGCCAAAGGUUUGGCCUGUGCAUGAUGAAGUUUAGAUCCAUUGAUCGGCCACAUGGAGAUGGUCACAGAGAUUGUCAUCCCCACAGUGUGCACUCUCUGCAUUCUCCUCAGUGCAGUUUUCCUCAUGUUUCUGCUGAGAACACGGCUGUAAAACAGACACACUCACAUUGACUUUUCAUAUUGCAUGUGUCAGUGCAGCAUUUCUCCUUUUAAUACAUUUUUAUUAUUAACUAUGACAAAUAGAGACUUGUUUGUAUGUGCUUUCACAUAAUAUGGUCCACAAAUGUACUUCUGCGUUCAUGAAUUGACGGACCAACCAAACAUCUCUCAACAAAUUACACAGAGAAGAAGUUGAGGUUUGGGUGUUUGAUAAAGAGGUGAAAAAAUGUAGGUGGAAGUUUUCUGAAAGUAUUUUUAAACAUAGCAAUGGCGUUUGUAUAUGUGACAAAGACAAACAUGACAUAAAUGCUAUAAUAAAUGUGCUUUUAAAUCUUGUAAACAAAUAUAAAAUUCAGUCCACCAGCAUUUAACGCAUACACUGCAGUAUAAGAUCCACAUGUAUGAGAUCUGUGCUUUCAAUAAAGGUUGAAACCCUGCAUUAAACG
Danio rerio (zebrafish) is the source of this 2672-nucleotide messenger RNA. The record is from RefSeq and is a predicted model, not a curated record. NCBI's taxonomy places the organism in Eukaryota, Metazoa, Chordata, Actinopteri, Cypriniformes, Danionidae.